Molecule: messenger RNA, 558 nt
Organism: Stegostoma tigrinum
Lineage: Eukaryota; Metazoa; Chordata; Chondrichthyes; Orectolobiformes; Stegostomatidae
Gene: tmem150c
Product: transmembrane protein 150C
Exons: 3
Coding region: 1-558 (185 amino acids)
Source: RefSeq, a predicted model, not a curated record
AUGUUUGUUUUUUGUUACUCUUUCUCCCCACCCCCUCCCCCGACAGUGGCUGUCAUUGGCAUACUUCGUUUUUCACAGCUGAAGUCGAAAAUGAAGAAACCAUGGUUGAAUAUCUUUGGGGCGUUAGCAUCAAGUGUAGUAGCUCUUGGAAUUACUUUCGUGGCCAAUUUCCAGAUUUCUCAAAAUGAAUGGGUACACAACACAGGCACAGUUUUGGUCUUCACUUUUGGGCUUGUAGUCUGCUGGAUCCAGGUUGUUUUAACUUUUCAGGCAAAUCUAAAGCAUGAAGGAGUUAAAGUUGGAAUAUUGCGUGCUAUGAUCGCAACGGCUAUCUCCAUAACCGUCAUCGUGUAUCUUUUUCUGGUCGCACAACAUAAAUAUUUCCAUGGAGCGAGAACCCAGUGGUUAUGGACAAUGCUUUUCCUCCUCUUUAUUGGGACAUUUGCAAUUGAAUUUCGAUAUUCUGAAUUUAACAUUCAAUGUAUUGAUGAAGAAAGUUUAUCAAAAGUCUCCACCAUCAUUGCUGAGUUCCAUUCAGAUGAUUUUACAGAAAAUUAG